AUGGCGGAUCAAAGUUUCACAUUAUUUAUCAUUUUGGCUAUUGCCGGUUAUAUUGCUGUGAAAUGGUUUUUGAGCAAUAACGAACAACAUCCAUCCAUCCAAAUCAAUGGUUUUUCUUCGCAAUCAGACUCUGCCACGGCUUCAGGUACCGCCGCGUCAAGUAAUGCCGCUUCAAGACAGACUAGAAGGCGUAUUCGUCGUAGAGUCAACGAUGAUAUGAUCGAAGUGGUACAAUCCUUGGCUCCACAUCUACAUCCAGAACAGAUCAGAUACGACUUGGAACAAACCGGAUCAGUUGAAACUACUGUAGAAAGAUAUCUCUCGGGUAGAGAUAUGCCAUUCCCACCAGAUUACGUCCCAGAAUCUGAAACAGGUGGCAAUUCUUCCAAUGGUCAAAAUCAAUCGACCGGAAGCUCUGUAACUACAGGAAACAAUACAAACAACAAUAGCACAUCUACAGAUCCACGGAAAAGAUCCAACAUUAAAGCUGACAAUCUGCUAAAAAAAUUCAACGUGGAUCCACAAGAAGAUCUUUCAAACUUGAAUCCCAACGAUCUUUCCAUAGAAGAAAGAAAGAGAUUAAUGGUAUGGCAGGCAAGAAAGAGUAUGGAACUAAAGGUGGAAAACAGUGAAUACCUACAGUCUCUACUGAAAUGA
Molecule: messenger RNA, 657 nt
Organism: Kluyveromyces lactis
Lineage: Eukaryota; Fungi; Ascomycota; Saccharomycetes; Saccharomycetales; Saccharomycetaceae
Gene: CUE1
Product: Cue1p
Exons: 1
Coding region: 1-657 (218 amino acids)
Molecular function (GO): ubiquitin binding
Source: RefSeq, a predicted model, not a curated record